AUGGCUUAUUACCUGAUUGCAUUUAUCUGCUUCUGGAGGUUGGUGGCGUCGCAGUCGAAUUACGCCGAUCAAGCCAAUAAUAUUGAAUAUGUCGGCGAAGGGCUUCCUCAAUUUUCCACUCUCGACGGGAAAGUUACGAAGCUGGACGAUUUGAGUCCAGUAAUUUUUUUGAAUAGGACAAGGGCGGCUUUGAACUGUGCCGCUGGAUCGAUGGAAAUCGAGCUCAAAUUCAAUGACAAAUUUUACGGUCUCGCUUAUGCCGAUUUCGAUCGAAAUUCCGCUUGCCAAGUUGCUGGUAAGGGUGCUACCAGUUACAAACUAGAGCUACCCCUUAAAGGAUGCGGUACCAAACAAGAUCCUCAACGAGUGUUUACAAAUAACAUCGUUGUGAGGUUCCAUCCAGGUUUGGAGAUGGAUGGUGACGAAAUUAUAACCAUAGUUUGCAGAUAUCCCCCGCCCGUUACGAUGUUACCAAUUAUACCGGAAUAUGUCGCGCAAGUAACCGCGGCUCCAGUGGUUGAACCUCCACUGAAUGGAUUCCAAAUUUUGUUGAUUAUCUGUGCAAUUCUAUUUCUGUCACUUUUAUUGUUGGGGCUUGGUUGCUCGUAUUAUUGCUUGCGACGCCGAACGGAGCCCGCCAUUGGUCAUGUUCCAUUCUCAACAAUUGGCACCGAAUCAGAAAUAACAAAAUUGUCUGGAAGUUCGCUGGGAAAUAUUUCAAUGUUUGAAGGAUUGAAAAUUCCACGAGCUCAUGCAGCAGUUCCCGCUCCUGGUAGUACAUCGGGCAGUGAAGGUCCUUUAAUCAGUGACACUCUCCCCUCAGAUUAUCCUUCAGAGUCUCAUUCUGAGAUAGAAUGCGACGCACGAUCCCUUCCUGUAUCUUCAGCUGGCAGUUUUGAUAAUAGAGCUUAUAUUCAUGAUAAUAGCAGCUUUUAUAGCGAAGGUUAUGGUCAUACGCAAGAACAAAGUAUUCAAAAUGCCGUGGCUUUACCUGUAACUGCACCUAGACUUCCCAUGGCGAUAAAAGACCAACCCAAGUUUGACGUACAAGUUCGAGUCAAAAAAGCGCCACCUCCAUCUCCUCCCAGUCUUUCAGAUACCGAAAGCUCUAUAGCGCGCACAGAACGUAAUCUAUCGACUAUUUUAGAACAAAGGGAAGAAAGCGUGAGAAGCGUGGACAUUCCUGUUGUUGAAAGAAUGCAAUUUUCGUAUGUACCUGAAUUACACGCACUGCCAAAACAUAUUCAGCCGGCCCCUACAUUUAACAGGAUUCUAAGACGUCAACAAGAAAUGCACGACGAACUAGAUGCACCUAGAAUGGCACCAGCUAGGUCUUUAGCAUCGCUUAAUACCGAAAUGACAGAUACACAUUCUUUAACUGAAAUGAUUGACAAUACACAUUCGAAGUUUGUCGCCCCAGUGCCACCACCCCCACCCCCCAUCGUUCCUCAGCAAAGGUACGUUAUGGAACUGGAACAACCCCGAUCACUGGAACCACCCAUCGCAGUCGUACAUAAACCGGAAAUAACUUCCCAUAUGGUCGACGAUGUUUUCCUCAGAACGAUCACGGAAAAGAAGACUAUCGAAGAUAUAGAGCGUCAUAAGCGUUUAAUAACGGAGUACCAUUCACGACCAAAGCCCGUCGUGCAGAAGUGGGACGUCACCAUUAAAAACUAUCCAGUCGAAAUGCCCGAACCGCCAGAGUGGGAGAACUUCUCCGACGUUUCUUCUGCUUCGGGAUUAACACUGACACCGAAAAUGGAAAGAGUCCAAAUGAGUUUGCCUCCACAGAAUCAAAUCAGAGACAACAAGUUACCAUUAAAUUCUCCCGAACUGGUCGGCAGUCUCAAUCAGCAUACGACCGAGCAUGAGAUUUCAAAUGAGGCGUUCUUCGAAACGUUCAAAAUACCACGCGAAAAUCCUCAAGUACCCAAUUGGAAUGUGUUGAUACGCGUACUGCAACCAUCGGAAGACGAUGGCCCGGUUAUCGAAAAUGCGGAAUCGUUCAAUUCGCAACUAACCAUGGCCGAUAGGAUCAAAUGGCGUCAAAUUAUUACGACAGAAUCUACACUUCGAACCAUGUUAUCGGAGGCCGUAGUGCGCGAAGAUUUUGAACGUGUGCGAAUGGAUCACAGAUAUGAAAGAUUAUUUGAACCACCAAAGUGGGACGUUAUCAUUCGUAUAUUGUCACCAGACCGGCCUAAGAACCAAUCUAGAUUCCGUAAAAAGUCAGAUUGGGAUAAUCGUAGCCGAAGAAGUAGUUUACCUACACUGUACGAAUACGAUUCGGACGGAGGCAGCUCUGUAAGAACUCUGACCAAUGAUCCUAUGGCCCAUGCAAAUCUCCCACCACGAGGUCCUCGAGGUUCAAGAUCCAGUUAUAGAAGUGAGGCUGACCUAAGGUCAAUGUCUGAAAUGAUAGUAGAUUUCGGCCGUCCAGAUCAAAGUGACUAUCAUUCGGAAGCUUCAAGCUAUUAUCCCGGACCGUCACGUUAUUACGAUGACUCUGAUCAAGUUGAUUACGGUCAUCCUACUUUGGCACGCUCCUUAAGUCAGCCAAGUCUCGCGCGAUCUGCGAGCGAAUUCACCGAACGCUGGGUUGCACCAUCUCGUUACGAUACUGCAAGUGAGUUCACUUCACCCGAAGGAACACCGAAAUCCCAACGCAGUACGAAAAUACAACCGUACCACAUUCCCCGAGGAUCCGCUCAACACAGUUCAAUGUGGCAAGAAUCGAGUCAUGUUGCAGGGGUCCCAGGAGGACCGAAAAUGGUAACUCAAGAGUAUAGAAGGGAAAUGACUACUAGUUUUAGGAGUACCAACCAGGAUUGGUUUGCCGACAAUGAGAGCGAAGCAAAUUAUAAAUAAUUAAAUUUUAAGUAAUGCCAUUAGUUUUAUUUAUGAAAAGUGAUGCCAUGUAAUACUAACACUGCCUUACAAAAAGACGUAUUUGAAUUCAGAAAAAUGACAAAAAAAAUGCUUUUAAUUAAUUAAGUACGAACUUAGUAAUAAUAAGCGUAAUUUUGUUUAAGUUUAGCAGUAUAAAUUAUUAAAUACUGUGAUAACCGAGAUCACUAAUUAUAAUAAAUGCAAUCUAAUACUUUAUUUUAGUUUCAUACCCGAUUUUUCACUUAUCCACAGUUUCUAGUGGGCAACUGCAGAAUUGGGUUCUUUUGUUAAUCUUGUAAUUUCAGUAAAAUCCUAUUCUCGUUCAAGACUUGCUUAGUUUUGUACAGGAUAACUCUCUGUAAGGUGAUGGGACGUUCAGGGGCUUAAA
Molecule: messenger RNA, 3277 nt
Organism: Photinus pyralis (common eastern firefly)
Lineage: Eukaryota; Metazoa; Arthropoda; Insecta; Coleoptera; Lampyridae
Exons: 4
Coding region: 1-2868 (955 amino acids)
Source: RefSeq, a predicted model, not a curated record